Cantharellus anzutake is the source of this 1928-nucleotide messenger RNA. RefSeq lists its product as uncharacterized. The transcript has 5 exons. Lineage: Eukaryota; Fungi; Basidiomycota; Agaricomycetes; Cantharellales; Hydnaceae. The record is from RefSeq and is a predicted model, not a curated record. The coding region runs from base 255 to 1754 and encodes 499 amino acids.
CACGUUUGUUCGAACCCCUACUGGUUGGAACCCGACAACAUCCACUACGAUGCAUCUAGCAGAUACAGCCUAUAUACUACGAUUUGCAAUUCGGUUCCGACAGUCACGUGAAGUUUCCUGCUUUGUGCACAAAGGCGCAUAUUGUUCGGAGUGCGGGCCAAAACACCAAGUUUUCUUACAGCCGCUUGCCUCGCAGACUUGCAUUCUCGCCAUCUUGCUUUUCAACCGUGCAUCCGAACUUACUGUUUUCCAUCAUGCCACCUACAAGACGCGAAAAGGAGUAUAAAAGGCUCAACAAUACGCCGUGGGGUGAUUUGCAGAAACUUGCAAAGGAAAAUGGGGUCAAGGCCAGGAAGAAGGAUGAUAUCAUCGAGGAGAUCCUCAAAAUAAUGAAGUUGCCUCCUGCCUCUGGGAAUGCAAGGCUUUCAACGCGUACCGAGGACGCGCCUGCUAAUGAAUCUGACGAAGCAGCUGAAGUUGCCGUGGAACUCACCCAUGCUACGACGAAGGGCAAAGGUAAACGCCCGAGGGAAGACGAUCACGCUGAGACAGCAGGGGAACCGCAACUACGCGUUCCCAAGAGGCGCAAAGGAAAAGGCAAGGAGACCUCAGUAGCAAAGGAGGAGGAAAUUGACCAGCCAGCCGAAGAUGAACAAUUCGUUGCACCUCCACGGAGGCAACCUUCGUCUCGCAAAGGCCCCGCUGUCAGCACCAAAGGACGAGGGAAAGACUGGAAGUCCAAACACCAACAUCAAAGUGCAUCCCUCGACCAAGCGCCCACCGAAGCUGACACCGAGUCGAUACAGCUCGAUGAGGAACAACAGAAGCUUUCAUCUCGUGUGGUUUCUAAACGUCGUAGUGCAGCACCAGAACCUGCAUCCACUGAGCCCCAGCCUCCCGAACCUAUAAUCCCCCCAGUGCCUACUCUCCCUUCCGAGCCAACCCUUGAGACUGUCAUCACUGCCUUUCGUCAGACGCUUUCUGUUCUCAAUACCAUGCGCUCUGCUCUCACCUUUUAUGCUAAGCUCAGGAAUGACGUGGAUGAACUGACUGCGACAGCGUUGGAAUUUCAGACCGAUAUGGAUCAGACAAAAAAGCAGCUGCCUGAGCUGGACGAACGUUUGGGAGAGGUCAAGAAGUCUCUUGAAGGGCUAGGAGGAAGUACAGGGGAAGGCACUGACGCCCCAGUGAAAUUGAAGGAUCUUAGACAUCUCGAAACUCGCUUCGAAGAGAAUAACGCACGUCUCGAGUCGUGGGAGGGACAGGUCAACCGGCUAAUUGAUGCGGACUUGCUCGACAAGCUGGAAAACCUCGGUCACCAAGUUGAAACAGGUAGCGCGGGCGGCAACGGGCCGAGUGCUGAGGAUUGGAGGAAGAAGGUGGAGUCCUUGGAACAAAGAGUACUUGAAUUGGAGAAGACACCUAUUAUUCCUGCACCUUGGACCGGUAAUUUGUUGGCUCAAGGACGAUUGAAGGAUGCGUUGCCGCUGACUCCGGAGCCAGAAAAGGAUAGAAUCGAGGAGGUGGGUGAAGGUGAGGAUGCGGGUGAGGACGUCGACCUCGAUGCGGAGAAGGGAAGAGAGGAAAAGGAGAUAGAUGAACCCAAAGAGAAGAGCAGUAAGCCAGUGGAACGGAUUCACAAGGAGUACACUGCACCAGAAGUUCAUAGAAAGGUCAUUUCGACCCAGUCGAACGUCAUUACUGUUUCGACAACAACUGUUAUGGGAGGCAAGUUCCACCAUUCGUACUUAUAGUGAACACCUCUUGCUCUCAAUUCCUAUCGCCUCAAUCCUUAAUUUCUCGGAUUCACGCCACCAUCGUCUCAUCUCCACGAUGUAACACUUAAUUGCUUGUAACAUUAUUUUAUUAUUAUCUAGCUUGUAAUUAUCAUCUCUUGGGAUUGGGAGUUCGAAGUUGCUCGCCGAGGC